Messenger RNA from Symphalangus syndactylus (siamang), 1740 nucleotides. Its product is annotated as serine/threonine-protein kinase N2-like. NCBI's taxonomy places the organism in Eukaryota, Metazoa, Chordata, Mammalia, Primates, Hylobatidae. Gene Ontology annotation, biological process: signal transduction; protein phosphorylation. Gene Ontology annotation, molecular function: small GTPase binding; ATP binding; protein serine/threonine kinase activity. The record is from RefSeq and is a predicted model, not a curated record.
AAGUCUUCCAUUUUCUGAGAAUGUGAGUGCUGUUCAAAAAUUAGACUUUUCAGAUACAAUGGUGCAGCAGAAAUUGGAUGAUAUCAAGGAUCUAAUUAAGAGAGAAAUAAGGAAAGAACUGAAAAUCAAAGAGGGAGCAGAAAAUCUGAGGAAAGUCACAAGGGAUAAAAAAAGUUUGUCUUAUGUAGACAACAUUUUGAAAAAAUCAAAUAAAAAAUUAGAAGAACUACAUCACAAGCUGCAGGAAUUAAAUGCACAUAUUGUUGUAUCAGAUCCAGAAGAUAUUACAGAUUGCCCAACGACUCGCAGAUUGCAGCAAAGGUUUCAGUUUAAUCUGCAAGACUUCAGGUGUUGUGCUGUCUUGGGAAGAGGACAGUUUGGAAAGGUGCUUUUAGCUGAAUAUAAACACACAAAUGAGAUGUUUGCUAUAAAAGCCCUAAAGAAAGGAGAUAUUGUGGCUCGACAUGAAGUAGACAUCCUGAUGUGUGAAAAAAGAAUUUUUGAAACUGUGAGUAGUGUAAGGCAUCCCUUUUUGACGAACCUUUUUGCAUGUUUCCAAACCAAAGAGCAUGUUUGCUUUGUAAUGGAAUAUGCUGCCGGUGGGGACCUAAGGUUGCACAUUAAUACUGGUGUCUUUUCUGAACCAACAGCUGUAUUUUAUGCUGCUUGUGUAGUUCUUGGGUUGCAGUAUUUACAUGAACACAAAAUUGCUCAUAGAGAUUUGAAAUUGGAAAACUUAUUGCUAGAUACAGAGGGCUUUGUGAAAAUUGCUGAUUUUGGUCUUUGCAAAGAAGGAAUGGGAUACAGAGAUAGAACAAGCACAUUUUGUGGCACUCCUCUAUAUCUUGCCCCAGAAGUAUUAACAGAAAUUUCUUAUACAAGGGCUGUAGAUUGGUGGGGCCUUGGCGUGCUUAUAUAUCAAAUGCUUGUUGGUGACUAUCCCUUUCUUGGUGAUGACGAAGAGAAACUUUUUGACAGUAUUGUAAAUCAUGAAGUAAACUAUCCAAGGUUCUUAUCUACAGAAGCCAUUUCUAUAAUGAGAAGGCUGCUAAGAAGAAAGCCUGAGCGGCGCCUUGGGGCUAGCAAGAAAGAUGCAGAAGAUGUAAAAAAGCACCCAUUUUUCCGGCUAAUUGAUUGGAGCGCUCUGAUGGACAAAAAAGUAAAGCCACCAUUUAUACCUACCAUAAGAGGACAAGAAGCUGUUAGUAAUUUCCAUGAUGAAUUUACCUCAGAAGCACCUAUUCUGACUCCACCUCGAGAACGAAGGAUACUUUCGGAAGAGGAGGAGGAAAUGUUCAGAGAUUUUGACUACACUGCUGAUUGGUGUUAAGUUGCUAGACACUGCGAAACCAAGCUGACUGACUCACAAGAAGACCUCUUAAAAAUAGCAAGCCUUCAUUUGCUCUCUGUGCCACCAAUAGCUUGAGUUUUGUUUUGUUUUUUUUUAAUUGAAACACGUGAAGAUUUGUUUAAAAGUACCAUUCUAAUACUUCUUCAAAAGUGGCUUCUCAUUGUACUUCAGCGUAAAUAUGAGCACCGGGAACAUUUUCAUGGAGUUUAAGUUGAGUGAACAUCGGCCAUGAAAAUCCAUCACAAAUACUUUUGGAUCAAUAGUCUAUUUUAAAAAAGAAAGAAAAAAACCACUUGUUUGCAGUCCCUAGCUUUGCCAUAUGCCCGCCUUAAGUGGAAGGAAAAUUAAUCACUUAACUAUGUUUUACAAAAAGAAAAAAAGGGAGGGUG